CGGAGGCCCAGAACCCAAGUUUUCGCCUUUGUCCUUCCCGGAGGAUCAUGGCGGGGGAUUUGAGGUUGUGGCUGUGCAUUGAGAGUUAUAGAACUAAUCUUGUGCAUUUUUCUGGGGGAAAUCUAACAGGCAAAUGAGAAUAGAGGUAAAAAUUGGUGGAAUCCACUGCAUUCUGAGCUUCUGAUCAGUCAGAAGACCUGCUCGAAACCGAUUCUCCGGGUUUGACAGCACAUGGUCAUGAUUAUUGCAUCGAAUUUUUGUGUUGUUUGGUGAAGGCAUGUAGAGGUGGAGUUCUCUUUGCUUUCUUUAUCAGUUAUAAUAGCUUCUUGAAGUUUUGCAAAAAUGCAAAGGAGAGGCAAAAGAAGGGGUGUAAAUAGGAGAGAUCCAGCGUGGAAGUAUGGGACAGAAAUGGAAGAACCAAUAAAAAAUGAUAAAACAUAUGUGUAUCUAAAAUGCAACUUUUGUGAGAAACAAAUUUCAGGUGGCGUGAAAAGAAUGAAAGAACAUCUUGCAGGAACUCGUCGCAAUGUGGCCCCAUGCAAGUAUGCCCCCAUGGAAGUGAUACAAGAAAUGAAAGAAUACUUGGACAAAUUUAAGGAGAAGAAAAAAAGAGAUGUCCAAGAAAUAGAAGUUUAUGGAAUAGGGGAUUGUCAUAGAGAAUCCAUUGGUGAUGCAUGUCAAGUUGUACGAACACCAGUAGAAGGGUCUAGUGAUGCAAGCUCUACUUCAAAGGGGGUGAGGGGCCCUAUGGACCAAUUUGUAGUUUCUGGUCAUAAUGUCAGUAAACAGUGUGAAAAACAUACCACAUUGAAUGCUGUUCGGAAGGAAGAAAGAGAUAGGGUUUGUCAAAGCAUUGGGAGGUUUUUUUUCGAAAAUGGUGUGCCAUUGACUGUUUGCAACAGUCCUAGUUUUCAGGCUUUUUUAGAUAUCCUUGGCAGAUGCGGAAAAGGAAUGAAGCUUCCUGAUAUGCAUGAACUAUCUACUUGGAUUUUGAAAGAAGAGGUUGAAACAGUAAAUAAUAUGUUGGUUGAGUCUAAGAAGACAUGGGAUCAAUAUGGGUGCUCAAUUAUUCUGGAUGGGUGGAAAGACACUCUAGGGCAGAGUUUAAUUAAUAUCUUGGUUAAUUGUCCUAAAGGGACUUGGUUUUUGAAGAGUGUAGAUGCAUCUGAAUCUGUGGAAGAUGCAAACUUAUUGUGUAAACUUCUUGAUGAACUUGUUGAUGAAGUUGGAGAAGAAAAUGUUGUACAGAUAAUCACAGAUAGUACAACUAAUUUUGCAAAGGCUGGUAAAAUGCUGAUGGAAAAGAGGAAGAACUUGUAUUGGACCCCAUGUGUAACUCAUUGCAUUGAGUUGAUGCUAGAGGAUAUUUUUGAACUUCCUGUGCAUGACAUGGCUUUCAAAAAGUCGAAAAGAGUGUUGAAUUUUAUCUACAACCAUGGAUGGGUAUUGGCAUUGAUGAGAAGUAUUCUAAAGAAAGAUCUUAUAUGCCCAGCAAUGACCCAAUUUGCUACUGCAUUUCUCACUUUAAGAAGGUUAUUGUCUUCAAUGCAAGCUUUAAAGACUAUGUUCACAUCAGAGAAGUGGGCACAAAGUUCUUAUGCAAAAAAACCUAAAGGCAAGGCAGUGAAAGCAAUUAUUCUAAGGGACAAACAGUUUUGGGCAUCUGUAGCUUAUGCUGUGAAAACCAUUAAGCCAUUGAUUGUGGUAUUGAGGAUGGCAAAUUCUAAUGCACAGUCAGCAAUGGGGUUUUUAUAUAAUGCAAUGGACAAAGCCAAGGUAGAAAUUGCAAAAAGUUUAAAUGAUGAUGAGUUACAAUAUAGACCAAUUUGGAAUAUUAUAGAUAGGAGGUGGGAACCACAAUUACAUCAUGAUUUGCAUGCUGCUGCCUACUACCUAAAUCCACAAAUCUAUUACAGCCCAGAUCAUUUAACCCACCCGGAUAUUAAACAUGGUUUUUAUAAUUGCUUGCAAAGAUUAGUUAGAGAUGUAAAGGAGCAGGAAGCUAUAGAUUUACAGCUUGAUGCAUUUCGACAUAGUCAAGGGUUAUUUGGAAUAACAUUAGCCAAAUCUACAGUGUCCAGAAGGGUUCCUGCUGAAUGGUGGUUGGCAUAUGGUGAUGAAACCCCAGAGUUGACAAGGUUUUCCAUGAGAUUGUUAAGCCUUGCAUGUAGUGCCUCCUGUUGUUUGCGAAAAUGGAACUCAUUGAACCAGGUUCAUGCCAAGAAGAGAAACUGUUUACAGCAAAAACGUUUGAAUUCGGUGGUGUAUAUUAUGUACAAUUUGAAAUUGGCACAAAGACAAGAUAAGAGGAAAGCCAUGGAAGAUCCUAUUUGUUUGGAUUUUGUUGAUUUAGAAUCGGAUGAUGAGUGGAUCACAGAAGAGUCUACAAGUAAUCUGGUCAUUGAUGAGCCCGCUGAAUAUCAAUCUUUGCUUGAUAAUUUUGUUCUUGAUGAACAAACAAUGUUGGAUGCUAUUGGCAGCAGUGGAGAAGGCAGAGCAUCUUCUUCAAAACACAAGAGGAGUGAAGAUAAGUCAAAAGGCAAAGGAAAGGCAAUAAUGGAAUUAGUGAAUCAAGAACAAGAAAAGCUGAUAGAAAGCAAUGGGGAGUCGGGUGAUGGAAAUGAUGAAGAUUUGAUUAAUUACAUUGCUGAUUCAGCCAACGAUUAUGACCUUUAUGAUGAAUCUGAUGAAGAAGCUGAUUAACUCCAAGGACCGUAGAUCUGAGAAGAUAAACUGUCAAGGAUAAGCUGCAUAAAAUUCUAAAACCAUUGUGAUGACUCUACAACCGCAUCUUUCAUCUCUCUUCGUUCUAGCAGUGUAAUGCUCCAAUCUGGAGCUGUUCGAAGGUUAAUGUUGGAUUCUCACUAAGAUUUUAGAAAUUGAGAUCUCAUUUGUGAUUUUGCAAAGAUGAAAAAGCCUCAAAUGGAAUGAACUGGGAAGGCAAAUGAAAGGACUAUUUUUUUUUUUUCUGUUUUAUUCGUUAUCAGUUAAAUUGAUGAUUGAGUGGACUUGAAGCCUUUGAAUCCAAAUGCACAGGA
Molecule: messenger RNA, 3038 nt
Organism: Nelumbo nucifera (sacred lotus)
Lineage: Eukaryota; Viridiplantae; Streptophyta; Magnoliopsida; Proteales; Nelumbonaceae
Molecular function (GO): DNA binding; protein dimerization activity
Source: RefSeq, a predicted model, not a curated record